Molecule: messenger RNA, 2047 nt
Organism: Owenia fusiformis
Lineage: Eukaryota; Metazoa; Annelida; Polychaeta; Sabellida; Oweniidae
Source: the annotation of a GenBank genome assembly
CACAAACCUGGAAAGAAGAAAUAUUUUCCGAGAUCGACUUUUGACUCAUUAUUUCUCGGGAAUUAUGCCUCUAUGUUAUUUUUACUCAUUCAUACAAGAUGCAGGGAGAUUGGUGGUCUGGUAGGGCAUCUAUUCAAAGUAGUUCCGAGUUUGCUGUUGCUAAAAAUCGUGAAAGAAGCGCUUCUCCAGUUUGGCCAAACAAUUUGAAUUCUGCAGGAUCAGCAAAUACAGUUAGAUCUCCAAGUAUUAUAACAUUAAAAUAUGAACAAUGUUUCCCUCUGCCCACACAAAGGACUCGACACAGUGCACCUAACGUAUUUGCAGAAACAGUAGAGAUAAGAAGGAAAAGACAAACUAGCCACAACUCCAAGAAGAGCAUGAACAAUUCAUUGGAGCCCAUUCCUCUUGACAAGAAUGUGUUCAGCUUAGACCUAAAGAACAUGCAGGUUCCAGGAAUAAGUCUCAGCAGCAAGCAGUUAGAAUCCUGCAGAACAAGAGAUGAUUCAACUACAAGUCCAAGCGUUCCAUUUAACACAGAAAUAGUGCCAAACUACAGUGACAUUCACAAACAGGAGAGCCAUCGCCACUCCUCCGUGGAUGACUGUAGGCCACGAAGGGUAGACAGUGCAGAUAAAGAUAACAGACGGAGGAAUCAUCAGUUUGAACGGCAGAACGGAAGCAGAAACACAUCUAGGAAAUCACAGUCAUUAGUAGACAGAAGAGAAUCUUUAGAAAAUGGUCAUGACUCAAUAAGCAAAGAUGAUCAGAGAAACAAUCGUCAACCUCCAGGAAAUAAAGUAGCAUUCAAAGGAGGUGGGAAGGGCAACUUCCUCACAAAUCAAGUACCUGCUAGUCAAACCAAUGCCCAUAAUAAUACAACACAACGCAAUCUGCUGCUUUCUGGUUCUGGCACCAACUCAAGUAUUAAAGACGCUGAAGAACUGGUUGCUAUGGGAACACUAUGGCAACCACCAAGCACAGCUUCAGGUAGCACAAAACCUGGUCAGGGUGCUCCAAGUAAUCGCUCAGUGGCAAACUCCACUCCCCAGCACAGGAAAGUCCCCUCAAGAUCGUCAAUAGUCCAUCAUCCUCAACUUACAAAUAGGCAGAAAGAAAAAGAAUCUGAGCCCAAGUAUCCUGACCCUAUGGUGUCAUCAUUUCCAUCAUUUCAGCAAAGACUCUCAGAGCUCUCUAUGUUAGAGGCAGACACUAUACGAUAUGAACGAAAUAGAAAAAUUAAAAAGAAACCUAAACAAGAUAGCUAGCGAAUAUCAAUGUCAUUAAGAUAUGAUACUUCAUAUCUGAUUUCCAUGAAAUCCAUUCCUAAUAUGAAAUGAGUUCUAUUUUUGAAAUACAAAUUGUUUGGAGCUGAAAUGCAUAAGAUAUACUGCCAGUGCAUUGCAAAGACAAUAACCAAUACAUAUAUAGAUGUAUAAACAAAACAGUAUUGAAAUUAAGGUGAUGAAUUAUUUUGACACUUCCCUCUUCUACCCUAGUGGUACUCAACUCGCAUUGGUUGGGAUACCUGGAUGUAUGGAUGGAUUCAUGUGUUAUGAUAGUUGAGGAAGAAUUUUAAACACUGCUGCAUACAUAAACAUUAUCUCAAUGCAGUAACGUUUGCUGUGGGAGCAUAAUAAUAUGUUGAUAAUCAGAAUUCACUUGUUACAUGAUUUUAGCACAAUUUUGUUAAAUAUGUUGACAGCAUCCAUUUAAGUGAUGUUUUGUUGUUUAAUAUUUGGAUUUCAUUACUCGAAGUAUACUGUACAUGCAAACACAUCUUUUAGCUGUUUGGAACAAUUAAACCCUCAUCAUCUCUGUUGUGAACCCAGAGGCAACCAAUGCCAUCACCAGACCCCAAAAUAAUAAAAUGUACUGCACCAUCAAUAAACACGGCAAUUGGCCAACAUUGUGGAGUCACACACAUAGGCUGCAUGGGCUCACUGUUCGCCACUGUGUGAAUACUUUGAGGCAAGCAUUCUACAAGCAUGGAUACACAGUGGGCAAAACAAAUAGUUUUAUAACAAGAUAUUCCCCAUCACAUAAAAUA